Laetiporus sulphureus 93-53 is the source of this 950-nucleotide messenger RNA. RefSeq lists its product as uncharacterized. The transcript is spliced from 2 exons. Lineage: Eukaryota; Fungi; Basidiomycota; Agaricomycetes; Polyporales; Laetiporaceae. The record is from RefSeq and is a predicted model, not a curated record. The coding region runs from base 139 to 654 and encodes 171 amino acids.
GACCAUGAGAAUACCGGGUUGACGAGCUGCUGCGGGCUUUCUUGAACUUGCGAAACGCUGUCCAGUCCGGUGUCUUUCGCAAUUGCCCAGCGAUGCCCGUCUUUUCGUUCACACGCUCGUCGACGAGUACGCAGUAUAAUGUCAGCACCGUGUGUGCCGGCAACGCCAUCGCAGAGACUGAACCCAGGCUGUCUCUCGGCUACUCAAAAGUGCGAUUCCCUCGGCAAGUGCACCGGUGCAGGAGUACAGGUCAUGGGUCAAUGCCGCCCAUUAAUCAAUAUGCUUGAUAAUCCGUUGAUCCUGCAGGAACUAAUAUUUAAAGGCAUCGUCUCGUCUGGAAGGAACGUGUCAAGCUGCCGGGCGCCUGUAUAUUUACGGUGCAACCCCGCCCGCGAACCAGGGAUUUCGCAGAGGUUCUCCGCUGAUGCCCUAGAUGCACGGAUGAUGACGCCAAGAGCGCCAUCGAAAUGUAUCUCGACGACGCCCGUGCUACGGAGAUCGGCUGGGCUACGUCGAAAACACGACGCAAGGAUAGCGGUGGGAACAAGCGCCGUUAAAGCGCCCGGGACCUGGACGAACAUGUGGUCUGUUGGCAGCUGCACGAGGGGGUCUCCGUGCGCGCAACCGCGUCUGCAGUUGACGUCAGUCAUAUGACGCCUCCGCGCGCGAAUAGAAGGCGCGGCGCAACGGGUGCGUGAACAGAGGCGAGCACGGUGUCGCUGUGAUGGCUGGAGACGAUCACAGGCGUACGCGACGUUAUUCGGGACGAUGUCGGAGGGGCGAGCCGCCCGUGCUACUUCGGUCUUGGUCGUGCAGUCGGCCUGGGGCGGCGCCCGCGUUGGGUCCGAGAUGCACGGGUGUUAUUGAAGAAGAUGUGAUGAGCUGUUGCGCUCCGCAGCAAUAGAUGCGAUGGAGAUGAUGAAUUCGGUCUUCAUAACAGAGCAGAAUCG